AUGCCCACGUUUCAAAGCAACAAGUUCCGAAGCUCCCGCGACGCCGGCAGCUUCGGCCCGCAGUACCGCCGGCUCGUGGCCAAGCAUCCCUUUCUCCUGUUCGGCCUCCCGUUCCUCGCCGUCGUGGUCGGCGGCUCGUUUGUCCUGACGCCCGCGACGGCCAUCCGCUACGAGCGGCACGACCGCAAGGUGCGCCAGAUGACCAAGGAGGAGGAGCUGAGCGUCCGGCGGUCCGCCCGCAAGGUGGACAUGAAGGAGGAGUACUACCGUCUGGCAGGCCGGGAUCUCGAUGACUGGGAGCAGAAGCGCGUCGAGCGGUUGCCGGGGGAGAGCGACGGCGUCCUGUGA
Messenger RNA from Ustilaginoidea virens, 348 nucleotides. RefSeq lists its product as uncharacterized. Lineage: Eukaryota; Fungi; Ascomycota; Sordariomycetes; Hypocreales; Clavicipitaceae. Bases 1 to 348 code for a protein of 115 amino acids. Gene Ontology annotation, cellular component: mitochondrial inner membrane. Gene Ontology annotation, biological process: mitochondrial respiratory chain complex IV assembly. The transcript has 2 exons. The record is from RefSeq and is a predicted model, not a curated record.